AGACACUGCGCAAUAGUAGUAGCACACUAGCAUGUACUACUACACUCCUAAUCUCUCUCUCUUUCUCGAGUGGAAUCCAUUGAUCCAUUGUGUAGUGGGAGAGAGACUUCUCUACGCGGUCACGGGUUCCCCAGCGGAGGAGAAAGAUAGAUAGAGAGAGCAAAGAGCAAAAAAAUCUCUCUUUUUUCUUCUUGUUGUUUCUGCAGUUACCUUUGUCUUGCCUUCAAUGCCACCGCUUUACUGCCGGAUCUGAGGAAAGCUCCCAUCCUUGCUGAGUUCUUGUGCUGCUUCUUCCACAAUUCUUCCUUUUGUUGAGAAUUUUGCCUUCCAUCUGCUUAAUCGGUGACAAAGGUGGUGGGAUCUUGCUUCUCUUCCUGCAAGAAAAGGCUCGUUUUUUUGUUUCGCCGUUUGCUGCUUGCUCAGGCAGGAGGAAGGCGAUGCUGUUCUUGCUGAUUUCAGUCUUCUUCUUCCGGUGGUCGAGGUGAGGUUUGUUGCUACUUCACCUUCGCUUCGUUGCGCUCUGCGGAGAGAAAGAAAGCAAAGGUGGUGGAAAAGAAGCGAAAAUUUUGCUUGCUUCCUCUGCAAAUCUGAGGAAUUUUCUCGCAGAAAGCCUGAAUUCCCUCUGAAUUCCGGUGCAUGGAAAGAUCGUCCCCUCCAUUUCCAAGAAGAAGAAGAUACUAGUAGCAGCUGCAGCUACACUCUAGUAGUAGUGGCUACUAGUACUAGCUAGCCUCCAAUGGCGUCCUCACCGUCUCCCUCCCCGGGCACCGCAACUCCCGCCACCGCCGCCGCCGCGCCUUCCACCGCGACCCCAACACCCGCGACGCAGCCCAAUGCCACGCCGGCCGACCCCUCCAUCACUCCCCCGGCCGCGUCCCCUCCCCUUCCCUCCGCCGCCACGCCACCCCCACAGCCCGAUUCCCCGCCGCCCUCUCCGCCACCAGCUCCUCCGGUCGCAGUGCCACCGCCGGCCACCGUGCCACCGCCGCCUGUACCCGUUGCGUCUCCACCACCAACCCCGUCAGCCACAUUGCCGCCGCCGUCGCCACCGGCUUCAGUGCCGGUGCCACCUACACCUGCUACUACCCCUCCAAAGCCGUCGCCUGUGCAGCAACCCCCAGUGGCUGCAUCACCACCUCCAUCGUCUCCGGCUGAUUUGCCGCCGCCUAAUCCGCCGGCUCGCUCAGACACGCCGCCGGUAGUGCAGUCACCUCCACCGCCGCACCGGAGAUCGCCGAGAACGCCAUGGGCUCCACCGAUGGCGCCGUCGCCUUCUGGAAGUCCUACCAAGCCUUCUCCAGCUAGUCCAUCACCAAUUGCUGGAGAUCCAAUCAUCCCUACACCCAAUAACCCUUCGUCGCCUCUGGCGACGCCAUCAGCACCAGGCUCUGGUACUCCUGUGGUGACGCCAUCUGCACCAGUCUCUGGCCCUCCAUCGCCAGGCACGGCUCCAGCCACGGCAGCUGAUCGAUCCAACAAGUCAUUAAGUCCCAACACGCAGGACGGCAGCGUCUCGUCGAGCGAUGGUGGAAUGAGCUCAAGUGCAAAGGCGGGCAUCGGUGUAGUCGUCGCUAUUCUUGUGCUUAGCUUGGUAGGAGCUGCAUUUUGGUACAAGAAGAAACGGAGGAGAGCAACCGGUUACCAUGCAGGAUUUGUGAUGCCAUCGCCUGCCUCGUCUCCACAAGUGUUAGGGUAUUCAGGUAAAACUAACUACAGUGCUGGCAGUCCUGAUUACAAAGAAACAAUGUCAGAGUUCAGCAUGGGCAAUUGUCGAUUCUUCACUUACGAGGAAUUGCACCAGAUCACAAAUGGUUUUGCAGCGAAGAACCUGCUAGGGGAAGGUGGGUUUGGGUCUGUUUACAAGGGUUGCUUGGCUGAUGGAAGAGAGGUUGCCGUUAAGAAACUGAAAGGUGGUGGUGGGCAGGGGGAACGUGAGUUCCAGGCUGAGGUGGAGAUAAUCAGUCGUGUGCACCACCGCCAUCUAGUUUCUCUUGUUGGGUAUUGCAUUUCGGGGGACCAGAGGUUGCUUGUCUAUGAUUUUGUGCCCAAUGACACACUGCACCAUCAUCUUCAUGGACGUGGAAUGCCGGUUUUGGAGUGGUCAGCUAGGGUUAAAAUUGCAGCUGGCUCAGCUCGAGGGAUAGCAUAUCUUCAUGAAGAUUGCCAUCCCCGAAUUAUCCACCGAGAUAUUAAAUCCUCCAACAUUUUACUGGAUAAUAACUUUGAAGCCCAGGUUGCUGAUUUUGGCCUUGCAAGACUAGCUAUGGAUGCAGUCACGCAUGUAACUACACGGGUGAUGGGAACUUUUGGUUAUCUGGCUCCGGAGUAUGCUUCGAGUGGCAAGUUGACUGAGAGAUCUGAUGUAUUCUCUUUUGGCGUUGUUCUCUUAGAGCUUAUUACCGGUAGAAAGCCUGUUGACGCAUCAAAACCAUUGGGUGAUGAGAGCCUUGUUGAGUGGGCUAGGCCAUUGCUCACAGAAGCAAUUGAGACUGGCAACGUUGGGGAGCUGAUUGACUCCAGGCUGGACAAGAACUUCAAUGAAGCUGAAAUGUUUCGAAUGAUCGAAGCUGCGGCAGCUUGCAUUCGACAUUCAGCAUCUAGGAGACCCCGGAUGAGCCAGGUGGUGCGUGUUCUUGAUAGCUUAGCUGACGUCGAUCUAAGCAAUGGUAUUCAGCCUGGUAAGAGCGAAAUGUUCAAUGUGGCAAACACGGCAGAAAUCAGGCUGUUUCAGCGGAUGGCUUUUGGUAGCCAAGAUUUCACAACUGAUUUCACCCAAUCUAGCUGGGAUAGUCGUAGUAGAGAUGUUGAUGCCUCUGGUUCGAGGCCCUUGUAAUCAUAGUCUAAUACUCCUCUAAUUAGCUAGGGUAUUGUUGCAUUGGAUUUGUUUCAUCUGAUUUUGUUUUCUUCUUUUUUGUGGCCAUCUCUGUCAACUAGGAGUAAUGUAUAUCAUGCGUCCCACUAAGAAAAGUGUAUAUUGAUUGCACUGAGCGUGCCUGAUUCUACAAAAUCUGACAGACAGAAGAUUUACUAGUACUAGCCCUUGAAGGAACCAAUGAAUUGCCUCUGUUGGUGGUGACUGAACCUGCA
Oryza sativa Japonica Group (Japanese rice) is the source of this 3087-nucleotide messenger RNA. Its product is annotated as proline-rich receptor-like protein kinase PERK8. Gene Ontology annotation, molecular function: ATP binding; protein kinase activity. Gene Ontology annotation, biological process: protein phosphorylation. The record is from RefSeq and is a predicted model, not a curated record. NCBI's taxonomy places the organism in Eukaryota, Viridiplantae, Streptophyta, Magnoliopsida, Poales, Poaceae.